UUUGUCGAUCAGGAUGAAGCCAUGUUGUCUCACGUACUUUACAGGCUAGUGACGAUCGAGAAUGAGAAUCGGGAGCAAGUUGGGUUGAAGAAGCGUACACAGAUACCUAAGCACGCUAAAGUGCGCUAACAACGGGGCCACUCCCAGCACAAAGCGCUUGAAACAUCCGGCUGUCAAUCUGUCACUCGAGGGGGUCAGUCAACACAGCGUCACCUAACGGAGCUCGUCACAAUUCCACAAUCUAAGACGUCGAUCUCACACAAUCGAGAAGCUUAAUGCCAACCUUGUUCCGAAUAACCUCACAAUUUCUCAAACCCUAAAACACUCAUUUAAACAUUCGAAACGCAAAUAACAUGGCGGAACCAGCCAAAACGUCCUACUCAACGGACCCGGCGCUGUACAUCUACACGUCUCUCACAGCGGGGUCGAGCCACAUCGUCACAGCCACCUCACGCCUCGAGACGAUCCUACGAGCGAAUCGCGUGCCAUUCAAGGCCAUCGAUGUGGCGACCGACGAGAAGGCGCGCAUGCUCUGGGGGCGUCGGGCAGGCAAAGAUGAGUCGGGCCGCCUGAGGAAGCUGCCGGGGCUGGUGCAGAUGGGCAUGGUUCUCGGGGACCUCGUCGAAAUUGAAGACUGGAAUGAAUACGGCGAGCUGAAGCAACACGUGCAAAUCUACUAUGACGACUUCACAACGCCCUCCAAGAACGCCGCGCCGCCUUUGAACCUGCUGAAGAAGCCUGGCCCCCUGAAGCCCAACGCGGGCGGUUCGCAGUCUGCGUCUUCGCUGUCUGCGUCCUCGUCAGCGCCGGGAUCGGGAGUGAAGCCCGUGCCCGAGGCGCCGCCCUUGCCUGAGCCGAAAGCAAAGACGAUAGGCACUGAACAACCUAAGAAGCCAGCGGGUGGUGUUGCCCCAUCGGUCGCGGCGGCGGUCACGACGCCUCUUAGGAGCAUAGCCGAGGAGGCUGCGGCGAAGGGGAAGCAAGUCAGGCUGGAGAGCUUGAGGGAGAAGGUGUAUGGGAAGAAAGACAAGGAUAAGGAGGCUGCGGCUAAGGGCGCAAGUGGGGAGUCGGGAUCUAAGGAUGCCGCAGUUGACGAGAAGAAGACGGUGGCGGAGGGUGACAAGACAGAGGUUCCAGCCCCUCUGACUAAGGAACCCUCUACCGACUCAGCCAUCGCGGCGAUCACGGGCAGCAUCAGCACCCUGUCCAUAGCGUCGCCUCCUGGGGAGAAGUCCGCAGGCGCGGCGGGCCUGCAGUCGCCGACGACUGGGGCUUGGAAGUCGUCUUCGAUGGACGACCAUCUGAGGCAAGUGUUGCAGAGCCCGACGUCUGGGACGUGGAAGGCGGGUGAGGGGCCAGGGGCGCCGGCGGUUAGCGAGCACCGGGGGGGUAUUGUGGCUAGUGUGCCCGAGGAGCAGAUUGCUGCUGUUGAGCAGGUUCUGACGAUUCCUGAAGUGCCGCAUGAGGACGAGGACGAGGAAGAGGAUGAGGAGGAAGACGACGACGAUGAAGAAGAGGAAGAGAGCAGUAGUGAGGAGGAAGAGGAGGACGAAGAGGAAAAGAAACUAGAUGACACGAAGAAAUGAGAGAUGAUGCUGGAUUCUGGCAAUUAUAAAUGGCUCCCACAUCGUGAGACCGUGACUGCAAACAGGGACGGCCAAUACUGAACUUGUGGCCUAGUUGAUUGGACCGCUGCAAACUGGAUGGAUUACAGAAGAUGGGCGUGUCGGAGCCAACGUAUUACAGGCUUGUUGAACGAAUUGAACACCAGGAUUUAGCACAAUCAAGUUUCAGGAAUCAUCAGUUGAUCGAUCGAUCAAUCAAGGUACCCAUCAGUGGAUU
Messenger RNA from Pseudomassariella vexata, 1842 nucleotides. RefSeq lists its product as uncharacterized. Gene Ontology annotation, cellular component: cytoplasm. The transcript has 2 exons. The coding region runs from base 354 to 1586 and encodes 410 amino acids. The record is from RefSeq and is a predicted model, not a curated record. NCBI's taxonomy places the organism in Eukaryota, Fungi, Ascomycota, Sordariomycetes, Amphisphaeriales, Pseudomassariaceae.